Messenger RNA from Corapipo altera (White-ruffed manakin), 4107 nucleotides. It is a transcript of the gene ST8SIA3, whose product is annotated as ST8 alpha-N-acetyl-neuraminide alpha-2,8-sialyltransferase 3. The transcript is spliced from 4 exons. The record is from RefSeq and is a predicted model, not a curated record. Gene Ontology annotation, biological process: oligosaccharide metabolic process; N-glycan processing. Lineage: Eukaryota; Metazoa; Chordata; Aves; Passeriformes; Pipridae. Gene Ontology annotation, molecular function: alpha-N-acetylneuraminate alpha-2,8-sialyltransferase activity. Bases 85 to 1227 code for a protein of 380 amino acids.
GCCGGCCCGGCCCCGGCCCCGCCGCCGCCCCCAUGUAGCGCCGCGGCCGCCCCGCACCCGCCCAGCCGCGGGGCCGCCUCCGGCAUGCGGAGCUGCAAGAUGGUGCGGGUGGCCAGCGUGCUGGGGCUCGUCAUGCUCAGCGUCGCGCUGCUCAUCCUCUCCCUCAUCAGCUACGUCUCGCUCAAGAAGGACAACAUCUUCGGGGCGCCCCGCGCCGCCGGCCCCGCCGGGCCCCGCAUGUACAUGUUCCACGCGGGAUUCAGGUCCCAGUUCGCGCUGAAGUUCCUGGACCCCUCGUUCGUGCCCAUCACCAACUCCCUGAGCCAGGAGCUGCAGGAGAAGCCCUCCAGGUGGGCCUUCAACCGGAGCGCCUUCGCCCAGCAGAGGCAGGAGAUCCUUCAGCACGUCGACGUCAUCAAGAACUUCUCCCUGACCAAGAGCAGCGUUCGCAUCGGGCAGCUGAUGCACUACGACUACUCCAGCCAUAAGUACGUCUUCUCCAUCAGCAAUAACUUCAGGUCUCUGCUUCCCGACGUGUCCCCCAUCCUGAACAAGCACUACAACAUCUGUGCCGUGGUGGGGAACAGCGGGAUCCUGACCGGGAGCCAGUGCGGGCAGGAGAUCGACAAAUCGGAUUUCGUCUUUCGGUGCAACUUCGCUCCGACCGAGGCUUUCCAAAAAGACGUGGGGAGGAAAACCAACCUCACCACCUUCAACCCCAGCAUCCUGGAGAAGUAUUACAACAACCUGCUGACCAUUCAGGAUCGCAACAACUUCUUCUUGAGCUUGAAGAAGCUCGACGGGGCUAUCCUUUGGAUCCCCGCUUUCUUCUUCCACACGUCGGCGACGGUCACGAGAACGCUGGUCGACUUCUUCGUUGAGCACAGAGGGCAGCUGAAGGUCCAGCUGGCUUGGCCAGGGAAUAUAAUGCAGCACGUUAACAGGUACUGGCGGAACAAGCACCUGUCCCCCAAGCGGCUGAGCACGGGGAUCCUCAUGUACACCCUGGCCUCUGCCAUCUGCGAGGAGAUCCACCUGUACGGCUUCUGGCCCUUCGGCUUCGACCCCAACACGCGGGAGGACCUCCCGUACCACUACUACGACAAGAAGGGGACCAAGUUCACCACCAAGUGGCAGGAGUCCCACCAGCUGCCCGCGGAGUUCCAGCUGCUCUACAGGAUGCACGGCGAAGGACUGGCCAAGCUCACCCUGUCGCACUGUGCCUAAGAACCUACAGCUCCAAGUGCCAAAUGAUUGUCUAAAAAAGUGCCCAAACCCAGAAUUAAACGUUCUCCAGAUAGAAGUCUAAAAAGGAAAAGGAAACAAACCCGCCCUAAAAACCUUUUCCGUGGUGUAAAGAUGCUUUUCAGCCCCCGCCCUUGGGGGGUCUCAGCUUAUUUAGCGGCGCAGAAGCUUUUUAAUCGCGUUCCGUGGGUGCGAUUUUGUGCAGCAGCGAAGUGGAGAUAUUUUGCAUUUCUAGAGAAGCCACUCAGUAUGUUUUAAGAGCUCUUCAUGUUUUAGCAUUCCACUAAAAAUCCCUCCGUUUUAUUGUUCCUUCCCCGUUAGGACUAGAUUUUGAAAGGUUUUGCUUCUUUUGUCUCUGUUGCUCUCGGUAGCUCGGUGUUGCCGUGGAUAAAGGCACUGGGAAUCCCAGUGCAUCCUCACGAGCCGGUUCCUCCGCGUGGGUCCAGAGUUCCACCGCUCGGGUAUUUUCCUAUUUCCUGAAUUUUACGUUUUUUAAAGAAUAACAAGAAGAAGAAGAAGGUCACGACGCGGUUCGUACCUUAGCUAGGUGUUUAUAUCGCUCUUGGGAUACUUUGGGGUUUUAAUUCCAUUUGGGACACAUCCCAGUCCAGACUAGAGAGGCUGAAGCGUGUUCAUUCCCAUCUGGUCAUCUGCUUUAAAGCUAAAAGAUUUCCCCAUUUACAUCUCUGUCUCCCCAGUCAAACAACCGAAAUAGUGACCCCAUUUCCCAGCCACAGGCUGUUUGGAGACAGGACAAACCCGAGGGUCACUGAGGGCUGGGAAAUGUGGGCCAUUAUGCCUCGGGAUAAAGAAUCCUGGGAAAUAACUGGGUUCCUUGUUACAGCAAGUAUUUAAACGUUUUUUUCCCUAUUCUGUGUGAGAACUGACCACACACUGAAAAAGGGAUGCAAAAUCCCAUUUGAAUCACACUUUAAAAUGGCACGUGCUAAUCUUUCUCAAGCAGAUGUAGGAGGUGAGGAAGGAGGUCUCUGGCACAACACCCAAGCCAAGCAGCCCCGAGCAUCUCCUGGUGCCCCUCGUGGCACCGCAGCUCCACGGCCCCCAGAGCCAGCCCCGUUCUCCCCGCCCUCCCUUCUUCAUUGGAAUGACCCCACAUUUCCCAGAUUUGCUGGUUCAGGGCUUGGCUCAGCUCGUGGUGGAUAUUCUCACCUCUCUCCGGUGCUGUCGUCACCUGUGAGGGCCUGAACCUGGCAGGGGCUUGUGCUUAUCAAUGCCAGAUCUUUUUAUCAUCCACUGCCUGUAGGGAGCGACCAUUUCCGAUCAGCAAAUUGAAGGAAUGUGAACUGCCAUCGUUCCAUCGGAAGGAAAGCAGGGCCUGAUGUGCUCCAUGCAGCUUUUGGAACCUGAAAGAGGGACGGUGCCCGGGACAGGCCCUGGCACCACAAGCAGAACUUUCCAGAUGCACCGAGCGCAGAGGAGGAAGCGCAAAACCCGCCGCGAAUAUUGGGAGAGGGGAGCACGGAAAACAAUUAUUGACAGAGCUCCAUAUUCCAGCAUUGAUUUUCAGGCCAAACUCCCCAUCGACGGCGCAGCCCCACGUCGAACAUUCCAGAAUCAUUGAUUUGAUGGGGCUCCCGCCCCGCGGUCGAUGGCGCAGCUCAGCCCAAAGGAAAUUGCUUCUCAGUAUCAAUAUUUUUUUUUUGUGUGGUGUUGGAAAACCACCUCCAAACGUGCAGUUUUUGGCGGGGGAUCUGGUGGGAUCUGAGGGAGGGCUGAGGACGGAAGGGGAUGGAGAGGAGAGUGGCAGAGGGGCUGCCUCCCUGCAGCAGAAAUGCCUUUCCAUUGGUAAACCAGUCCCUUAUUACUUAUUUAAUUGUUGUUCAGAAGGUGCCUCCCUGCUCAGGAGGGCUCUCCCUUCCCUCUGUUUGGCCCCAAAUGUUCCUGCACGAAUUCCUGACGGCUCAGGGAGAACCCUCCCUCUCCCGAGCGAAUGUCCGGGCGAGCCAAGAGAGCUGAUGCAGCAGGAUCAAUAUCUGUAAGUACAGAACAUUUCAGGUUCCAAAAUCCAGAGGAAUCCUCCUGUCCAGCUCCUUCCAUCAGGACACAGAGCCUGCCCAGUGGCAGCCACGUCCUGCUCCAGCCCCUCUGCCAAAGGGAGGGGGGCCAAGGACCCCCCUCCGGGGGUGCUGGGGGUGUACAUAGGCUUGGAAAUGCGUGUUCCCUUUCUCCUUUCACACCUCUUGGGGGCGGAUUUUCGUCGCCUGCAUCUCCUCAGAGGAGGCUCACGAAAACAGGCGUUUGGGCUGCCGGGUUUGCUCGUGGAGGAAACCAAAAAACCAAGUGUUUGUGACACAGAACUGACUGUGAACGGGGGCUGUGAAAACAGGAAAAAGCAGGUUUUCUGUGAGUGAAUGUGUCUUUAUUCCAAUGGCUCUACGGUUCCAUAAUGCCCGAGGGAGUUGUUUUCGAUAAAAAAAUAGAAAUAUUUAAGAAAAAAAGAAAAAAAAAAAAGAAAAAAAAAAAAUGCCAUGAUUGUAAUAGAAGUUCCAUAAUUAAUGGCCAUACUAAAAGCAUUGUUUAUUUUGAAAUGGCUGAUGUUCACAAGGGGCCAGGGCGUGUCUCAGGUGAGCGGUGGCAAGGACACUGGUGUCCAGCCUCACACCCCUGGAGAGCCUCGAGAGCGGGACUGGGGACACUGGGACCUGGCCGGGGGUGUCCCCAGCCCCGAGGCCGGGGCAGGGCUGCACAGCCCGGCCUGCCCUGGCCCCUGUCGUGACAGUGAGCUCCCGGUGUGCCCCUGCAGUGUGAUGUGCCUGCAGCGUUGACUCAUGUGCCAUAACCCGAUAUUGAAUGCAUUGUUUUUAAAUAAAAUGGUUUCUUGUGCAUUGGGAGUCCGUAAAA